Molecule: messenger RNA, 1600 nt
Organism: Sander lucioperca (pikeperch)
Lineage: Eukaryota; Metazoa; Chordata; Actinopteri; Perciformes; Percidae
Product: zinc finger protein RFP-like
Exons: 2
Coding region: 81-1328 (415 amino acids)
Molecular function (GO): zinc ion binding; protein binding
Source: RefSeq, a predicted model, not a curated record
GAACCAAACUGAAGGCCCUAAAGUCCUGCCUGGUGUGUCUGGUCUCCUACUGUGAGACUCACCUGGAGCCUCAUCUGACCAUGUCAGGUCUGAAAAGACAUCAGCUGAUCGACCGUGUGGAGAACCUGGAAGGCAGGAUGUGUACGAAGCACGAUAAACCUCUGGAGCUGUUCUGUAAGACCGACCAGACAUGUGUCUGCAUUCUCUGCCCUUAUUCAGAUCACAAGAUGCAUGAUCUUGUUCCUUUGACAGAAGGAUAUGAAGGAAAGAAGGUAGAGCUGGGGAAGACAGAGGCUGAAAUUCAGCAGAUGAUCCAGAAGAGACGACUGAAGAUUCAGAAGGUCAAACACUCAGUCAACCUCAGUGAGGAAGAUGCAGACAGAGAGAUAGCAGAAGGUGUUCAGGUCUUCACUUCUCUGAAGGAGUCUGCUGAGAGAAGCCAGGCCAGUCUCAUCAAAACAAUAGAAGAGAAGCAGAAAAUAACAAAAAGAAAGGCUGACGCUUCCGUCAAAGAGCUGGAACAAGAAAUCUCCGAGCUGAAAAAGAGAAGAACAGAGGUGGAGCAGGUGUUACGCUCUGAAGACUUCCUCCAUCUUCUCCAGAGUGUCCAGUCACUAAACACCAACCAUCCUCCACCCACCAAGGACUGGACAGAGGUCAGCGUCCGUCCAUCAUCAUAUGAGGGGACUGUGGUGAAAGCUGUGGUUCAGCUGGAGGAGACACUCAGUGAAGAGAUGAAGAAGCUGCUUGAAGCCGAGCUGAAGAGGGUCCAGCAGUAUGCAGUGGAUGUGACUCUUGAUCCUGAUACAGCAUAUCCUGAUCUCAUCCUGUCUGAUGAUGGGAAACAAGUGAAUAAUGGUGAUGUGAGGAAGAAUCUCCCAGACAACCCAGAGAGAUUUUCUAAGUGUGCUUGUGUUUUAGGAGAACAGAGUUUCUCUUCAGGCAGAUUUUACUUUGAGGUUCAAGUUAAAGGAAAGACUGACUGGGAUUUAGGAGUGGCCAGAGAGUCGAUCAACAGGAAGGGAAGCAUCACACUGAGUCCUCAGACAGGUUACUGGAUAAUAUGGUUGAGAAAUGGAAAUGAGUACAAAGCUCUAGCUGUCCCUCCAGUCCUUCUCUCUCUGAAGUCUCCUCCUCAGAAGGUGGGGGUGUUUGUGGAUUAUGAGGAGGUUCUGGUCUCCUUUUAUGACGUAGAUACUGCAGCUCUUAUCUACUCCUUUACUGGCUGCUCCUUCACUGAGAAACCCUUCCCAUACUUUAAUCCUGGUCUAAAUGAUGGUGGUAAAAACUCUGCCCCUCUGAUCAUCUCUCCUGUCAGAGUAAACUAAUCACUGAUCUCAUUUCAGGUAUUGAUUUAUUUUCAAUAAAGGGAACAAAUGUACAUAUUCAUAUAUUUUACAUCUUAUUUUCUACAGAAUCUGUUUCCUGUGGUGACUAAUUUACACUUUAUUCCAUUUAUUAUCAUAUGGUUAAAUGUGCAGCAAUUCUUUGCAAAUUGAAUCAAACUUCAUCUUGACAUAUUUGGUGUCUUUAGAAACUGAUUUCUUCUGGAAGUUAUAAUAAAUGUCUGUGGUUUUAACAGAGGUUUAAAUAGAUAUCC